CUGUUUUCUCCGAUGUCUACGGAUAAAAGGCCUCUCCUCUUUCCCUCCAAGCAAGCGCUUCACUCCCUUUCAUUUCUUCUUUUCUUCCCAGCCAUUUUCCCGCAAUCCAAACGCCAAAGGUUUUCCAUAUUCGAUUCCCUCGCAAUUUGUACAUAUCGAUUAAAUUUCAUCAUCACAUCUUCGUAUCUUCAAGUGUUAAAGAAAUGGUGGUUUCAUCUUGGAUUACAACGACAAAAUUUUCAUCAAUUCAUCACUUUCUACAGUCCUCUCCUGUUGUUCCAACUCCACUUCCAACUUUAAGCUUCCCGGCUAGGAACAAAGGUGUCAACUUGAGCAAUUCAGGUAGAAGCUUUUCAAGGCUUUUUGUGGUUAAUUCAAGUUCUCCGACAGCUUCUUUAAAUACCCAUCAAGGAAUAUGGGAAGACCCAGAUGAUGGAAGUGGAAGUGAAUAUGAUGAAGAAGAGGAAGUGGAAGAGAAUGAUGAGACUGGUUUUCAAGAAGGAAAUGAUGUUGGGGUUGUUGACAAGUAUACAGGGAAUCAGUAUGAGGAAGACCUUGUUAAAGAGGUUGAGCAGCUAUUGGGACCAGAAGAAAAAGCAAUUCUGCAACAGAAUUCCUCUCCUAACUUGAGCAAAAUCUCAACUGCCAAAUGGAAACCACUUCAAACUCUUGCACUAUCAUUGCAGAUACCUUUUAUGGACAAGCUACUUGAAGAUGGGCUCGACAUAGAUGAGGUGGAUAAGGAUGCUCACACUGCUCUUCAUAAGGCAAUUAUUGGUAAAAAGGAGGCUGUUAUCAGUCAUCUUUUGAGAAAAGGUGCAAGUCCGCAUGUCAAAGAUAAGGAUGGUGCCGCCCCACUUCAUUAUGCAGUUCAUGUUGGUGCUAUGCAAACUGUGAAAUUAUUGCUCAAGUACAAUGUUGACGUCAAUGUUACCGAUAGAGAUGGAUGGACCCCAUUGCACAUUGCUGUGCAAAGUAGAAAUAGAGAUGUAGCAAAAGUUUUAUUGAUCAAUGGUGCAGAUAAGACCAGAAAAAACAAGGAUGGUAAAACUGCCUUGGAUUUAAGCUUGUGUUACGGGAAGGACUUCAAGUCUUAUGAUCUUGCCAAGUUACUGAAGAUACUGCCAGUUGACAGGGAUUUUUGAUGGGCAGCAAGCAAGCCUGGACUUCGUGAUGCAGUUUACAGUGGGAAAAUAUUAUUUUACUACUUGGUUUUUUAAUCGUCCAUGCUCUCCUACAUUUUCAGACUGAGCACAACUGAGAAAAUAUAUGGGUAGGGAGGAUCAUGUGAAUGAUACUCUAAUCAUCGGAAAUCCUUGAAUGUUUAGUUUGUGAUCCUGGACGUCCACUAUAACUGUCUGGAAUAUGGGAAUAUAUGGAGUGUAUUCAGAAACGCACUGAAGAGAUGCAAUGGCAUGGAGACUAGGAGCCGUUGGGCAAUCAACAUUCUUCAUAAGCCGGUCGAUAAUGUUGCUCUGUGUGAUGGCCAAUGUGGAAUGCGGACUACUAUCAUCGUAGUUGGGGAGUAGAAUGUCUAUUUUCCAUUUCAGUUUAGCUGAGAGUAUAUUGUAGUAGACCAGGCCAUUGAUUGUUCCAUUCCCUUUGUUAUAAUGAAUGUAACUUUUCCUGGA
Theobroma umbraticum is the source of this 1631-nucleotide messenger RNA. RefSeq names its product Ankyrin repeat family protein (gene EMB506). Gene Ontology annotation, molecular function: protein binding. Lineage: Eukaryota; Viridiplantae; Streptophyta; Magnoliopsida; Malvales; Malvaceae. The record is from RefSeq and is a predicted model, not a curated record.